CCCGCCCUCCCUCCUCCUCCUCCGGAACGCGCGAGAUGAGCGGGAUUCUAUCCUUUUCGCCGAGGAUUUCUCGCGUUUCCGUUGGUGGCGCAUUUUUUCUUCUUCCUUAUCCGGUUUUGUGUUCAUCUUCCUCCGCGGCGGAACUCGGCCAUGGGGCGCCGGAUGCGCGGCGGCAUUCGAUUCAGGCCGUCGUGUUCUUCUCAGGCGAGGAGUUUGUUUGCGGUUUUAUUAGGUUUCGUCAGGGAAUUUCGGGCCCGGCGGGCGUGCGGCCGUGCGCAGGAGGGAGGGAAUGUGGAGAUCCGAGCCCGAUUUAUGAUCCCCGGAACCAGAAAUUGGCCAUCGAUGCUGGCGUAAAGGCGCCCGCUUUUCACCCCCAGUUCCUCCCGUCCCUUUCCGCUCCCGCGCCCGAGAAUUUAUUGCUCCGACGCGCGCCUGUCCCUGCCAGAUUCCCUGCCCUGGCCUGCGUACCCGGCCUCCGGAGCUCUCGAUUCCCGGAUUAAACCGGGGAACUCAGCCGCAUUCCGCGUGGAAAGCUCCGAGUUCUUGGUGUUUCUCCUCCUCUCCCCUCCGGAGAAGACUGCAGAGUGAGGACAGCUCCCCCUUUUCCUUUUGCUUUGCGCCUUCAGGGCUCGUUCCUCUGCUCCUCAGUUUUCUAAAUCCCCUACGUUACCUCUCCUUCAUCCACCACAGUUUUUGUUAGACACAUUUUGAACUCGACAGCUCGAGUUUUUAACUUCUCAACAUCCCAUGAAGUGUGCAAGCAAAGCCGAUCUCCUUUCCACCUUCUCUCUCUCAUGUGAGCUGUGAUUCCCCGAGCCCGUGCCUGCUAAAUCAUCUCUCAUCUGACGACGGCAAAAGCGCAGCCUUAAAAAGCCUCUCUCGCCGCCUGCAAAGAUUCCUUUGGAUGGUAAUCAUGGCCAUGAGUUGCUAAACCCGAUCCAAUGCACUCUGCAUCAUGUUACCCCCUGUUGGCUGCUGCUACACCUCCACUUUUCCAACUUGCCCCUCCUCUCCUGUUCCUGUCGCCAGGCACAGUCGUUUAUCGUUUCGUUCGACGCGCCAUUUUGCCAUCUUCUCUCGGUUUUAAACAAGAACAGGGCCGUCGACUGUGCUCUCCUUGCGCCCGUCUGGCCUACCAACGCCUGCGAAAAACCCAGCCUUAGCCAUGUGUGUGUCCAAGUUUUCCUGUGAGGACAGCAUCGCGCUACAGUAAUACCACCAGGCCUCCUCUUUAAGCCUCCCUCUUUAUGUCCCGUAGGUUCAAAUUUGAAGGCUUCAAAUGCCACUUAAGAGCCUCCCAAGACGCUCCGCUCUGCGUCAUUGCUUGCCCUGCUGGCUGUUUGUACCGGCGGCGGCUUAUAACGCUCUUGUUAUUUAGUUAGCUUGAUUGGGUGGCCUUGCGGAUCUCAGGUACAAUCAUGUGGCUGGUGAUGUUUCAUGUCCUCUGCGUCGUUUUGUUUAACUUCUUUGCCGUGACACAGUUUUUUCAGGAAUCCUAUAUCUUCGCUGAUGUUGUAAUGCUUGGAGGAAGUGUUUUUAGUGAGAACAAGGCGAUGAUCAACUUGUUCGAGCUGAGUACGGGGAUGGCCAGCACGAAGACACUCUCUGACAGAGCUCACAGAGAAGAUUCUCCAGUUCGUAGAGGCCCGACAGAUAUCAAGAGAACCGUUGAUCCUGCUAAAGUUUGUAUAGAGGAUAAACUGGAGACAAGUACUAGGAGUUCUUUAAGCAGCAAAUCAGAUGCAUCACCCAUGAAGAAGCUACUAGCAAACGAGAUAGCCAAAGAAGUGGAAUCAAAGAGGAAACCACCAAGUGUUGUUGCCAGGUUGAUGGGGCUUGAAGAUGAUCUACCUGCUCAAGAACAGGCAUUACAUUCUGCCAAAAGUAAUUUGAGGAGAAGUCAUUCACAUGAUAAGUAUGCAGCAACAAAGAAGGCCCUGCAGCAGCAAGAGCAGCGCCUCUACAACAAAACAACACGGGGCAACCACAUAGGCCCCAAGGAAACAGUAGAAUUUAAGGAUGUGCACGCAGUCUGCGAAGAACCACUAACAACACAUCAACUUCAGGAUCAAACUUCUUUAGGAGGGAGAUCUUCACAAAACAAGAGAGACAAAAGGAUAGAAGUUGUUCGACAAAAGUUCAUACAAGCAAAACGCCUUGCCACAGAUGAAAAUUUCCUUCAUUCAAAGGAGUUUCAAGAAGCCCUCGAGGUUCUAAGUUCAAACAAGGAUCUGUUUCUGAAGUUCCUUGAAGAACCAAGCUCUGUUUUCUCGAACCCGCUCUAUGGACAACACACAAUGCCUGCACCACCUCAGACAAAGUGCAUUACUGUCUUGAAACCAUUUAAAUCUGCUGAGAAUAAAGGGGCAAGAGAAAGCAGAACACACCGAGUUGAUGAAGAAAAUGACUUUGUAAUGGGAAAGUCUCACAAGAGAUCUCAUUCAGCAGAAGAUACCUUCUCGAAGCCAAACAGGAUAGUGGUCCUAAAGCCAAGUCCUGGGAAGCCUAACAGAGCACAUGCCAGGCUAACUCCCAGAUCAUCUCCAUUUGAACCGAUUCAGCGGACAGCCUUUCUUGGUGAUUUACAAGAUGGUACAUCCACCCUAGGAUGUACAGAAGUAUCGGGUGCUUCGGUUCAAUACCUGCCAGAAGAUCGGCGGCGGCGGGAUGAGUCUCUACUAUCCUCUGUAUACUCAAAUGGGUAUAAUGGAGAUGAGAGCUCUUUAAGCAGGUCGGAAGGUGAUAACAUUGAUGAUGGUGGUAGCUUAAGUGACUCGGAGGUAGUCAGUCCAGUGUCGCGUCAUUCAUGGGAUUAUAUCAAAAGAUAUAGCAGUACUUACUCAUCUUCAACUCAUAGCAGGGCAUCUCAUUCACAUUCAGCUGAGUCAUCUGUGAUCAAAGAAGCCAAAAGGCGACUUUCAGAGAGAUGGACAACGGUAGCAUGUGAUGAGAUCAGUCAAGAAGUAAAGUUGCCAAGGACCUCAAGAACUCUGGGUGACAUGCUCUCCAUCAGAGAAACUGAGAAAGAGGAAACUGUUGCUGUAAUAAACUCCGCUUCAAGUAGCCGGUCGUGUGGCACAAAAAAUGAGUUGGCCAUGCAAGCUAGUUCCGUAUCUACAUUAAGUGAGGAUGAAACCAGGGAGAGCUCUCCAAGAAAUUUAGCGAGAUCAAAAUCUCUCCCGGUGUCAGCAGCAAUGUUUGAUAACAUGGUGGUGUCUGCAAAUUCUCAAGGCUGUGAAACACCGAAGGUGGAUGCAAGGCAAGGUAAAGGAAAGUUAUCAUUCAAGGGGAAAGUAUCAAGUUUUUUCUUCCCUAGAAGUAAAAGGCUGGCAGAAGAGAAAACCACCCUCCCUUCUGAUAGCUUUGGUGAGAAGGUUCAAGUCACUUUUCUUGACGACAAGCGAUCAGAGACCAAUAGUGACCUUCAAUUUGAUGAGCAAAUAGCAUUUUGCAAUGACAAAGCUGACAAUUCCACCAUACCAACAAAUUGUUCUUUAAAUCAGGAUGUUGGCUCCAUGGAAGCACAUGUAUCUACUGACUGCCCAAGUGGAUAUAAUGAUGAACUAAGAUCAAACGCUGGCCUAAAAUCGAUGCGCGAUCAGCCUAGUCCUACUUCAGUUCCGGAUGCAUCACUUGAAGAUAGCAACACUAAUGAACCUGAAUCAUCAAGAAGUACCAGUGCCUGCAAUGAGAGAGUUGCCUUACGAUCUCGUGCAAUUGAGUCUGUUCCCCGCUCGUUAUCAUGGGAGGAAACAUACUCACAUUCGCCAUUACACACGCAUCAUCUGAAUUCCUCAAAUGCAGAGGAUAAUGAAUCAGAAUGUUAUGCCCUUGUAAAGAAGAUACUAUCAUCUGCUGGAUUAGGCAACCUACAAGUGAGUAUGGUUUUCACAGGUUGGCAUUCGGCUGAUUGCCCUCUUGAUCCCGCACUGUGUGACAAGUUCUUGGACCGCAAAGAGGAGGCUGCUAAAUCUAGGGAGCGUAGGUCGAACCAAAAGCUUCUCUUUGAUUGUGUAAACAUGGCAUUGGUUGAGACUGGCCAGGAAGCCUUGAUAAGAACCUACCCAUGGAGUAAAGCAUGCCUCGGAGCACGGAGCGAGGCAUUGUCACAAGAUAUAGGGGAAGAAGUAUGGAGCCAUGUAAGGGAUUGGCUCUACGGGGCGGAGAGGCUCGUGGCUAACGAGUAUGGUGAUGCUGCAACGAUGUUGGAAAGAAUCGUGCACCAAGAGGUGGAAGGAGGAGGCUGGAUGAAAUCAGUGAGGUCGGAACCGGAUGAGAUGACGAAACAGAUUGCAGAUGGUCUGUUGGUGGAGCUAGUCGGAGAAGCCAUGGCGGAUCUCACAGUUUGUUUUCCACAGCAAGAUCUCGCAAUGCCAAUGUCAAAUCUGUAGGAAGCAAAUGCUCUGUGUGUGACGCUGUUAUCAUAGGAGAAGUGGUCUUAAAUUAUUUGUUGUGCUGAGAGAAACCUUCAGCAUCUUCAUACUACUAGCUUGUAACCCAAGUCCACGUAGUAGUUGCUUCUGCAUAUACCUGUAGCGCGCCACACAUUGUACUACAGCUAUUUUGGUCAAACCAUGUCAAUUGUGCAGCUC
Molecule: messenger RNA, 4592 nt
Organism: Triticum dicoccoides
Lineage: Eukaryota; Viridiplantae; Streptophyta; Magnoliopsida; Poales; Poaceae
Exons: 5
Coding region: 1419-4391 (990 amino acids)
Source: RefSeq, a predicted model, not a curated record